AACCAUAAAUUAUCCUUGAGUGAGUGAGUGAGUGGAAGGGAGGGCGGCAGGCUGAAGCAAGCAAACUAAUUUUCGCCGAAGAAACAGACAGUCGUGCCAGAGCUGGAGCUGCGGUUGGUUCACCUCUCUGACGCUAGUGGGUCCAUCAGCAAAGAACAGUGUGCUUUCAUUUGUCGGCUCUCCUGGACCGAGCAGGACCAGACACCUGGCUUUCUGGGGGGUUUUUUUUCGGAUAAGGGGCUGCAAACACACGCACCUGCACUUCUCCAGAGCCGCGACAGCUCAAGGUGAAUGCCGUCAUGCCAUUUGGGUGCCUUGCCCUGCGAGAUGGGCGAAUUUACGACAGCAUAUCUGAUGUCACAGACAAAUAUGAAUUUGGACAAAUCCUUCGAGCGAAGGAGUUCUGCGAGCUCUGCCUGGCCAAGGACAGACAGACAGACAAGGUGUUCGUCUGCAAGAAAUUCCUCAAGAAAGAUGGCAGGAAAGUCCGCAAGGCUGCCAAGAACGAAAUCAUGAUCCUGAAAUUGGUCACUCAUCCAAACAUCCUUCAGCUGAUAGACACCUUUGAGACACGGAAAGAAUACUUCAUCAUCCAGGAACUUGCCACAGGAGGAGAUGUAUUCGAUUGGAUUCUGGACCAAGGGAAUUACACGGAGAGAGAUGCUUCCAACGUCAUCAGACAAGUGCUCGAGGCUGUGGCAUACUUACACUCCCUCAACAUUGUUCACAGGAACCUGAAGCUGGAAAACCUGAUGUACUACACGGAAAACAACCAUAACAAAGUCGUUCUGCGAGAUUUCUACCUGUCUAGAUUUGAGAAUGGGGCCCUCACAGAUCCAUGUGGAACACCAGAAUACCUGGCUCCUGAAGUGGUGGCUCGUCACCGAUAUGGUCGACCUGUGGACUGCUGGGCUGUGGGUGUGAUCAUGUACAUACUCUUAUCCGGUAAUCCUCCUUUUUAUGAUGAAACAGAGGAAGAGAACACUGAUCUGCAUAACCGCAUCAUCUUUUGUCGCAUAGUUGCUGGGGACUUUGAGUUUGAUUCUCCGUAUUGGGAUGACAUUUCACCUGCAGCUAAGGAGCUUGUAUGCCGGCUUAUGGAAGUGGACCAGAUGCUUAGAAUCACAGCACAAGAUGCCCUUUGGCAUGAAUGGAUUGCAGGGAACGGUGCAUCAGAGAAGAACUUAAAGGAUGGUGUGUGUGCCCAGUUUGAGAAGAACUUCGCAAAGGCCAAAUGGCGGAAAGCGAUCCGUGUUACCACCUUCAUGCAGCGACUGAAGAAUUCGGAAGCACUGAUUGACCAUUCAGCUGAGGUUCAAGGCAGUGAAGAGGCAGGAAAUGGUGAAGGGGGUAUUUCCCAGAGUACAAGUGAUGAAGGAGAGAAAGGGACAAGUGAUAAAGGGGUGACAUCAAGUAGUUUGUCUUUAGAGGUUUCUGUUGAAAAUACAUCAACGGGAAAGAAUCAGAAUGAGGGCAUCAUUAAGGUAGGAGAAAAGCCAGAGGACAUAAAGCUGCCUGUGGGCCCAUCUGUAGGGACGUCCCCCUCAGAUAUUCAGGACCCUGUUGGCCAGUCAAAUUCAAUACCCACGCUUAUUCAGGAGGAACCUAACAAGGAUAGUGUAAAAAAAGGAACAGGUGAUGGAACCAGAAAACUUGCUGCCAAUUUGGGUCAAAAUAAAGUUGUUCCAGAGGCCAAACAGACCCCUGUGGUGUCCCCUGAAGCCUCAAAGCUAUUGGAAAGUUCUGCAGAUGCUAAUACUGUCAAAAAACAUACAUCCACUUCUCCUGACCCCAGCAGCAAACGUAAAAUGGCUGCAACACUUCAUGGCCCUCAGUCUACAGCACCUGUUAUUGCAUCAACCUCCCCAGAGAAGAGACCGGCCACACAAAGAGAUGAGACUGACGCAAGCUGGUGUCAGACGCAAGUGCCUGAAGAAGUGGCAGAGAAGUCAGUAGCCGGACAAGUAACUCCUACAAUGGGACCAGGGGUUGGAGUUGAUGUUGAAUUGGGAGAUAGGUUAAAAGGUGAUGUUAGUCCUGUCACUCGAAGGGAUAGGAAUUCCAAGAAAACAGACAGAUACAGUGCUGAGUUUAGCAUAGCCAGGACAGGGGCCACGCCAGGACAGGGUUGUUAUGCAGCAGGAAGCUCUGCUAGUUUAGGACGUCAUGUCACACCAUACAGCCCAGAAGCUAUGAGUGUGGGGAUGGGGAUGGCAGCAAGCUAUGGCAGUCCAUACAGUUCCAUGUACACAAGCGGAGGAGGGCUAGGGAUGUAUGGCACUGGUUUACACCACGCAGGAGGUGGUAGUAGUGCUACAAGUGAUUGGCAAAUGGACAGUGUGAUCGAGCAGAUAGAAAAGCAAAUGGCUGCUGUGCUCGAGAAGAUCGAGGGAGACAUGCCCUCGCUGCUUGAGCAAAUCAGUGACUGCCCUGCUGAGCAACGACGUGCAAGGAGCACGCACACGUCUCCUGCCACGUCCCGCGCACACCACCAACAAUACUCUUCAACUUCAAUCUCCACCACUCCUCCACCACUUCCAACUUCUCCAAGACCUGUCCUGCCAUCUCUCCCUCAUCUCGCCAUCCCUCCUCCUUCCUACCCCCCACCCUCACCACCCACACAAACCUCACCCCAGUCUGUCGGACAAGAAGACAAGGAUGGACAGAGGCUUGCUACUUAUUCCAGUCAAUCGCCCAGAGCUGGAAUGGGUCGAGGGCUAUGAGCCAGAAGUGCAUGAUGCAAUACACAAAUGCAAAGCACCUGGAGCACUGGAUUUAUAGUUUAAACUUGAGGGUUUAUUGACUCUGUCUUGUCUUGAAGUAUCAUCUACUUGGUACCUAGAAGAAAAAUAAUCAUAAUGUCUUGUUUGGUUGUGAAUUCUUCCCAAAUGACUGUUUAAAAGAAAAGCCAGUUAUGCCGAUGACAUGCUCUUUUGAUUGGAGUAAAGAGGGAGGAGAGUACAAUAUGUCUCUGUGGUUCAGCUACAAAAACUAAGAAUUAAAAAACGUGUUUAUUUCCCAGACUGUGUGCCUAACUGUCCACCACACAAUCAAAUCACUCUGAAAUAUCCAAGCACUUAGCAUAGUUUGUGAAAUAUCGGACUACACAACUAUAGCAGGUUAAGACUGGUUCAUUUUAUUUUCCCCUAUUAAAUGUAAAUACAUAUUAACAUUACUUCUUCAACAUUAUUUUGUUCCCAGGAUGUAAACUUUAUGUACAAACUGGCCUUUACUUUUUUUCUCUCUCAAAGCAGCUCAUAUUAUACUAUAUUUUAGAUUCCCUUUCUUUAUGUGCUGUAGCUCUUCAUCAUUUGUGAGGGUUGGAAUCACUGAUUUGUAAUGAAUCGUGUGAAACUGAACUGAUUAAGCUAUUCCACUGACUUCGAUAAAUUUAUAUUUGUUUCAUUAUAUGGUUUACCUGAAGUUGAACUGUCACUUAAAGUCUCCUCAGUUACAUCACACCUGUUGGAGUGCAGGGGGAAAUGAUUUCAGUGCAAGAUAUUGUAUAAACACCAACGUAAAAUAUCUCUUUUAAUUCCAAAGUUUUACACAAUCUAGCCCACAAAGUUUGUUUUCAUUUUUCUCGAGUUUUGUCGAUACACUUUCUUUGGUGGGCUGAUGUUACGUAAAAGGCCUCUGUAUAUUUGCUCCGCAGCAUAUGAAAAUAUCCCUCUCGAUUUCAUUCUGCUUUUUGAGUGUAUGUAACACGAGGUUCUGUGCUAUUCUCCCGAGCUAAAGCACCGUUUGUUCUGCCCCUAUGUA
Molecule: messenger RNA, 3762 nt
Organism: Cololabis saira (Pacific saury)
Lineage: Eukaryota; Metazoa; Chordata; Actinopteri; Beloniformes; Belonidae
Gene: camkvl
Product: CaM kinase-like vesicle-associated, like
Exons: 11
Coding region: 300-2723 (807 amino acids)
Biological process (GO): peptidyl-serine phosphorylation
Cellular component (GO): intracellular anatomical structure
Molecular function (GO): calmodulin binding; calcium/calmodulin-dependent protein kinase activity; ATP binding
Source: RefSeq, a predicted model, not a curated record